AUGUCUUCCAAUGAGAAAGCAGUGACCCCCCUCGGGGAUUCUGCCUCCCUUUCUGCCACGGGAUCAUCGGAAAAGGGGACCCACAAUGGCCAAAUUGCGGUAAACACGGCACCAGCAACGUCGUCUGUUGGAAAUACUAGUAUAAACAUCAAUGCAAACGCCACUACACAUAGUAACAAUACAAAUACCCCUGCUAGCACCACCUCAAGUAUAAAGAAGAAGUCCUCCAGUAAACCGCAUCAGACAGAAAACCACGAGGCGUUGUCCGAUGCAGUUGCUGCUUCUGGUGUGAAUAUUCGUGCCGAAGAGGAAGCAAUGAUUGGCGGAUUGUCUAUUUCCAAACGGCAAAUUGAACAGAAUUCGUUCUUGAAAUUAGGCCAGUUGGAAUGGUUUAUGCAAAAGACAUUGGAAGAACAAGGCUCAAAAAGUAUCAUAGUAGACAAUGAAGUAGGGAAUUUGAUUUCUGCAUCAUGUGAAUUUUAUAUGAGGGAAAUAGUAACUGAUUUGAUAGUAAUGAUGAGGCACAGAAGACAUGCAUCCGAUGCCGCAGCAAAUAAAGCAAAAGGUAACAAAUCUUCCAAGGGGUCCAAGCAUAGUUCUUCGUUACACUCUGGAAUAAAUAGUAAAUCUGAGAUAUCCAAAGCUUUGAGAGAUUUAGCUGCAAAACAUAAGGAACGAGAAGAGAAGAGAAUAAGAAGGAGAGUCCUCCUAGGCUUGGAUGAGGAAAAAGUCGAAGAGAAUUUAGUCCAAGAUCAUAAACAAACCAAUCUUACAGCUUCAUUGAUGAUGAAUGGCUCAAAAAAGAGUAAGUACUCAUGGAUGCAGUCAUCAUCGACCACUUCAAAUUCAUCCUUCAACUCUCAUGGUGAUAAUGGUAUUAGAUAUAGAGAAGCACGUGAGGAACAGUCCGUAGUACUCAGAGAUUUAAUAGCGGCCCUUGAAAACAGAAGAAUUGGUGCUUCAAAUGCACUUUUAAAAGCUUAUGCACGAUUGAAGGACUGA
Messenger RNA from Pichia kudriavzevii, 1002 nucleotides. RefSeq lists its product as uncharacterized. The coding region runs from base 1 to 1002 and encodes 333 amino acids. The transcript has a single exon. Gene Ontology annotation, molecular function: RNA polymerase II general transcription initiation factor activity; DNA binding. NCBI's taxonomy places the organism in Eukaryota, Fungi, Ascomycota, Pichiomycetes, Pichiales, Pichiaceae. Gene Ontology annotation, cellular component: transcription factor TFIID complex. Gene Ontology annotation, biological process: transcription initiation at RNA polymerase II promoter. The record is from RefSeq and is a predicted model, not a curated record.